Aspergillus homomorphus CBS 101889 is the source of this 3108-nucleotide messenger RNA. Its product is annotated as rRNA-processing protein UTP21. Gene Ontology annotation, biological process: rRNA processing. NCBI's taxonomy places the organism in Eukaryota, Fungi, Ascomycota, Eurotiomycetes, Eurotiales, Aspergillaceae. The record is from RefSeq and is a predicted model, not a curated record. Gene Ontology annotation, cellular component: small-subunit processome; Pwp2p-containing subcomplex of 90S preribosome. The transcript is spliced from 5 exons. Gene Ontology annotation, molecular function: protein binding. The coding region runs from base 1 to 3108 and encodes 1035 amino acids.
AUGCCGUCAACUAAUAACGAUGGAUUUGACUUGCCACUUGCGAAAAGGCAGAAACGGACAGAUAGUUCGCAGGCUGAGCGGCAAGUGCAAUCACCUGGGUCUAAAAUAUUUUCACCCUAUCGGACCUUAGGAUUGAUUACGACUAAAAUUCCCUUUACCUACGUUCGAUUGGGUAAGUCUACCUAUCAGAUUACUACGUCCGUUGGACGCAGCUUGCAAACUUAUGACCUUCGGCGCGGACUCAGUCUACUCUUCGUGAGCAGACCCCAAACUCCAGACAUUAUAACGGCUACAUUCGCCUGGCAUGAUAUGGUUUUUGCGGCAUGGGGAAACCUCCGACCUGGCUCUCGGGGGGGUGUUUGGGUUUUCAAGCGCGGCAAAAAGGUCGCAUCCUUGGACGUGCCGCCAGGGGUCACUGAUCCGAUCGUUCGCCUGUUGGUUUUCGGUUCAUGGGUCAUUGGCAGCAGCGCCAAAUGCAUAUUUGUGUGGAAAAACUCAUCAUAUCAGCAUUACGCAACCCUUCUUCCGCAACAGACGAACGAAUCAUCCAUAGGGCAGAUCUACACCGGACAGAUCUGCAACAUGCCGACUUAUCUGAACAAAAUAUUUGUUGGGAGGUGCGAUGGCAAGGUCGAGAUCUGGAAUGUCAAAUCGGGAAAAUUAAUCCAUACAAUAUCGCCGGCGUCCUCGUCCGCGGGAGCUGUGACUGUCUUGCAAGCUAGUCCUGUCCUGUCUCUAAUUGCAGUUGGCUACAAGAACGGUCCUAUCUCCGUGUGUGACGUGCGGACAGGCCAAGUGGUCUUAUCAUUACGAAGUGGCACAUCCCACUUGCCGGGAAUCACAUCUCUCACUUUUCGAACAGAUGGGCUUGGUGCAGGCCAAGACGGUCAGAUUCCAGGUGUCAUGGUAACGGCCUGCGAGGAAAGUGGUGAUAUAACUAUGUGGGAUCUGAAUAACGGUGGCAGAGUAUCUGGUGUUCUCCGCCACGCGCACGGGGUCUCUAGCGACGAUACGAGUUCUGGCGUCAGUCAUGUCCAAUUCAUGGACGGUCAACCUGUCUUGGUUUCAUCAGGAGGGGAUAACUCUUUGAAAACGUGGAUUUUUGACCAAACUCCGUUCUCGAGCAUUCCUAGACAUCUUCAUUCUAGGAGUGGUCAUUCGGCCCCAAUCACAGCUGUUGAAUUUUUACCUGCCGCGUCCGAUGGAUCAGAGUUUGGAGGCAAGUGGCUGCUUAGCGCAAGUAAAGACCGCAGUUUGUGGGGCUUCAGUGCUCGCAAGGAUAGCCAGAAUACGGAGAUCUCUCAAGGCUCCCUCCAACACAAGAUGAAGAAAAACGCGGCCUCGAACACGACCAACAAGCUUCUUCGUGGUGAUUCGGAUAUUCACUUCAAAGCUGCAGAAAUCACUUGUAUUGCCUGUUCCCUCAAUCGCGAUGGUGGAAUGGGGACGACGACAUCAGGCCCCGUAUGGGCCAACCCGAAGGUGACAAGGACAGACGAUUCUACCAGGACUGGCUGGGAAAGUAUAGUGACUGGCCACCGCGGAGACAAAUAUGCUCGAACAUGGUUUUGGGGCAAAAAGAAAGCCGGACGUUGGGCAUUGGAAACUGGUGAUGGGACCGAAGUCAAAAGUGUUGCUAUUUCACAAUGCGGAACGUUCGCAGUAAUCGGGUCUGCAGGAGGCAGCAUAGACUUGUUCAAUCUGCAAUCUGGUGCUCACCGUCGAAGCUUUCCAGUUCGACACUCGGGGGUCAGUCCGAAAGACAAGACUCUGCCUCCGUAUAUGUUCCUUGGAAGCUCGACGAAGCAUAGUAAGGCAGUCACUGGUUUGAUGAUAGAUAAUUUAAAUCGGUUCGUCGUGAGCUGUGGACUAGACGGGAAGGUUAAGUUCUGGGAUCUCGUUUCGGGAUUAUUGGUUGAUCAGCUUGACUGGUAUCCAAUGACAUCAGUAAAUGGACUUCGCUACAGCAGGACAAGCGAGCUUGUUGCGCUAAGCUGUGACGAUCUAUCCAUCCGCAUUGUCGACGUGGAAACUAGGAAGGUAAUCAGGGAGUUCUGGGGCUGUGUAGGCCAAAUCAAUGAUUUCUCAUUCUCUAAUAACGGUCGCUGGAUCAUUGCCGCAUCAAUGGACUCUACAAUUCGGAUCUGGGACUUGCCGACGGGCCAUCUAAUCGAUAUCUUCCGUGUUUCCAGCACUUGCACCUCAAUUGCUAUGUCGCCAACGGGCGAAUUUCUUGCAACUGCGCAUGCAGAUGGCUUGGGGAUAAGUCUUUGGUCCAACAAAAGCUUAUUUGUACCUAUAUCCACCCAGAAUGUGGACGAUCGCAACAUUAACAACCUUGGUCUCCCGGCUUCUUCCAGUGAAUACGGGUCAGGGGUGAUCGAGGCUGCUUUCUCUGAAGAAACCGAGCAAGAUGAAGCAGACGGCCCAUUACCAACCGUCGAUCAGCUGAGUGGAGAUAUGGUUACACUAAGUGUGGUUCCAAAGAGCAAAUGGCAGACCUUCCUUCACCUGAAUUUAGUCAAGGAGCGAAACAAACCAAAGGAGGCCCCCAAAGCCCCUUCGAAAGCUCCUUUCUUUCUCUCCAGCCAUUCCAUGUCUUCGACUGCAGUGACUGAAUCUGCGAGAUCUUCGGAAUUACCAGUCGCUGAACGGUCAAGGAUCUCGAAGGUACAGCGCAGCGGGGAAAGCGGUCUCACGGGCUCCACAUUCAGCAGUCUUCUGCAAUCAGGCCAUAGCGCACUUGACUUUAACUCCUUCAUUGAUUACCUCAAAUCCAUGCCUCCAGCGAAAGCAGAUCUUGAAAUCAGGUCGCUAGAUCCCCAGGAACAGUCAGGUCGCUCCGAACUGUCGGACUUUGUCGUGGCACUUUCGUCUCGUCUUAGUGAGAGGAGGGAUUUUGAACUUGUCAAUGCUUGGAUGGCCGUUUUUCUCAGGACACAUGCAGAUUCUGUGGCGGCUUGUUCCGGUCCUGACGGCAACAAGAAUCAUCCUCUGAAGAAAGCUCUUCUUGUGUGGAGCCAAGCACAACGACAAGAGGCUCAGCGCUUAGCAGAAUUGGUAGGGUACUGUCGGGGUGUGGUGGGAUUUUUGAGGUCUGCUCGUUAG